GACAGCGACAGCGGUGAGGGAGUGUUGUGCACGCGCUUUUCAGGUUGAUGUCUUUACAACGCGAAAGUUAUCGCUUGCUUCCAUCUCGCUGGAGCGGCACACGCUCGGCGUGUGCCAGUAUUUAAAGGGGGAACACCUCAGUCAAUGCCAAAUUUGUGAAGCGGGGUGAGGAAAUGGCAUUUCAGCUGUUUUUGCAGACCGAGCGCGGCGCUGCUGCUGGCGGUGACGCCUAAAUUGAGCUCUAAUAAAGGUGGAUAAUCUCUAGCAGAUGAAGAUGGUCAAUUCAAGCGUUUUGUUAUCGUCAUGGCAAACGGAACCGGCAGCAUCAUGUUGAAAUGCGUGGUUGUCGGCGACGGCGCCGUUGGAAAAACUUGUCUGUUGAUGAGCUAUGCCAACGACGCCUUUCCAGAGGAAUAUGUGCCCACUGUUUUUGAUCAUUAUGCAGUGAGUGUGACCGUUGGGGGAAAACAGUACCUGCUGGGGCUGUAUGACACUGCAGGCCAGGAGGACUAUGAUCGCCUGCGACCCCUGUCCUACCCCAUGACAGAUGUCUUCCUCAUUUGCUUCUCCGUGGUGAAUCCGGCCAGCUUCCAGAACGUAAGAGAGGAGUGGGUCCCUGAGCUGCAGGAGUACGCGCCCAACGUCCCUUACCUGCUCAUCGGCACUCAGAUUGACCUACGGGAUGACCCCAAAACUAUUUCCAAGCUGAACGAUGUGAAGGAGAAGCCCAUUGUGACAGAACAGGGCCAGAAGCUAGCAAAGGAGAUUGGUGCCUGCUGUUAUGUUGAAUGCUCAGCACUGACGCAGAAAGGUCUGAAAACUGUGUUCGACGAGGCCAUUAUAGCCAUUCUGGCUCCUAAGAAAGGCGCGCUCAAGCGAAGACUGGGCCCACGCUGCAUCAACUGCUGCCUCAUCACAUGAUACACCAGCUCAGGGGCGUCCAGGUGGAAGAACGCAAGGACUGAUGGUGACCAAUUGACAACCAUCCAGAUUACAAUCUGACUUCUGAACUAAAGGAACGAGAACCAAUGGACGCUGUGAAAUACGAACGAUGGUGCUGUACAGUCCAAGUUAUGGGCAAAUGACAAAAAGACACAUUCUUCAGGGAGAAAUGACACAAGAACACUAAUCUUUGAGAUGGAAUACAAGGAAAACAACGAAAUGAUUUGCUGAACGUACAAGCACAGAGAAUAGACAAUGAAAGAAAUGUAAAGAUGUCUGAGACACCCUUUUUAAUGGCUAAGAACAAUCGAACUGUAUUUCCGUGUCUGGCUCAGCGAGCACGAGUACGAAACUCAGACAAGCCUAAACAGCACAACCAAACCCUUCGGUCAUUUACAGAAGUAAAACUUUAUUUAACUUCAAAAAGGGAAACUCAGCAUCUCAAUUUAGUUAGCAAAACCAUUGCUUUUUACAAAAUGUCUCAAGACAGAACUGGCUUUAUUUACAAGGAAGAGAGGAAUUCUCAAAUUAAUAUACUGCCAUUAUGAGCAUACAACAAAUUAAA
Rhinichthys klamathensis goyatoka is the source of this 1507-nucleotide messenger RNA. RefSeq names its product ras homolog family member Q (gene rhoq). The coding region runs from base 304 to 921 and encodes 205 amino acids. NCBI's taxonomy places the organism in Eukaryota, Metazoa, Chordata, Actinopteri, Cypriniformes, Leuciscidae. The transcript is spliced from 5 exons. Gene Ontology annotation, biological process: small GTPase-mediated signal transduction; cortical actin cytoskeleton organization. The record is from RefSeq and is a predicted model, not a curated record. Gene Ontology annotation, molecular function: GTP binding; GTPase activity.